CACAAGAAUGAUCUGGAACAUCCGGACGUUUCUUUUUUAGAAUCGCAAUGCACGCGUUCCAUUGAUGCAAUUGAAAGAGUGAGAAUGGAGGGUGAAUUAAGAAUUGUAGUGAAAUGGAGCGGAAAAGAAUACGAUAUCCUCGAUAUUCAAGAGGAAGAUACGGUUCUUACUCUGAAAGAGCGUAUACACAGAGAAACAGGUGUUCGUCCGGAACGUCAAAAAUUGUUAAAUUUAAAGUUUAAAGGCAAGGCAGCACAAGAUGAGGACAUAAUCAGCAAAUUAAAUUUAAAGCCUGGCUUCAAACUAAUGUUAAUGGGUUCGCGUGAGGAGGAUAUUGCUGAGGUCAGUCAAGCACCUGAGAAUGUACCUGAUGUAAUAAAUGAUCUAGAUAUAGAAGAGGAGGAAGUAGAGAUUGAGAAAGCUGAAAUAAAUCUACGUAAAAUCCAGAUACGAAUCGAUCGCUAUAUAAUCACAGAGCUGAAUCCUUUAAGAAAUGGUAAAAAGCUUCUUGUACUAGACAUAGAUUACACUUUAUUUGAUCACAGGUCAGUGGCAGAGAGCGGAGCACAGCUAAUGCGUCCGUAUCUCCAUGAAUUCUUGACACGUGCUUAUAAAAAUUAUGAUAUAGUCAUUUGGUCAGCGACUAGCAUGAGAUGGAUCAAUGAGAAAAUGAAGCUUUUGGGAGUUUCAAAUCAUCCAAACUAUAAAAUAGCUUUUCAUCUGGACGUCCUUGCCAUGAUCACUGUUCAUACACCGAAAUAUGGGGUUGUCGGAGUAAAGCCACUCGGUAUUAUUUGGGGAAAAUACAAGCAGUUCUCCGCGAAAAAUACAAUAAUGUUUGACGAUAUCAGACGAAACUUCAUAAUGAAUCCGCAGUCAGGAUUGAGAAUAAAACCUUUCAAACACGCUCACACGAGCAGAGUUAAAGACUUUGAACUACUGAAACUAUCAAGAUACUUGGAAUUGAUAGCCGAUGUUGAAGACUUUCAAAUCCUUAAUCAUAGAAAAUGGGAAGAAUACAAACCGAAAAAAAACGAUCACAGCAAUGAACAGACUAGCAGCAGUGAUAAACAAUAAAUUUUGACGAAAUGUAUUGUUCUUCAUGCCACUUUGACUAGUUGAUUGAUAGAAGAGACAUAUUGAUUGACAGGAGAAAUACAGAGUGACUUCAAGAUUGUAUCUGAUGAAGUGAAUGCAUCAAGAAAAUGUAUUUGUCGGAUGUUUUAAAACCAUGACUGAAAAUCAACAAGGCUGUCCUAUUCGUUGGAUAGAACGAUGAUUAACUUAAGCGUCAGUUUCCUUUCAUUGCAAGAAAAUGACGCAUGAUAUUUAGGUCUGUUCGUAUUGUUUGGAUUUUUUAGAAUCACUUAGAAUAUUUGCUUUCAAUAUCCGAAUAUAUAUUUAUUUCGUUUUAAUGCAAAAAUUUUUAGAGAUUUUAAGCAACACGAACAAAUCUAUGUAGCAAUUUUUUUGAAAACAUACGUAUUUUCACAUUUUUUUUAUUCUAUGUAUUUGUAAUCAUUGGUUGUGUAUACACAUGUAUAGCGAUUUAAAUAAAAGGCACGGAGUGAUCAACACGAGAGAUGCAAUAAUAUAACGAUUUGGGUGAAUCCAGUGCUGUGCAAAAUCACGUCUGCAAAAUUUUCUACAUGUAGAGUUUGUUAUAUACAUUUUGCGUCAUGUGUAUGAGUUGACGAACUUUUAAUCUUAUUCGACACGACGCAGAAACAAUUGUUCACAGUUUACACCUACAUGGGUUUCAUGCAGAUAUUUCAAUCAUUACGUAAUGCACUGAUUAUGUAAAUGCAAUAUCUAUUUUAUAAUUAAAUGCUGGUUGGCGACUUUAUUUAGGGAAUUGAACGAUUUUUAAACUGUUUAAAUAAGAUACUAUUUCCACAUUUUUCAUACCGAUUUAAAGCAUUACAGAAGGAUGUAAAAUAUAAGAUGAAAAGUUCAUAUAAUAUUGUAUAAUAAAGUUAAUU
This is a messenger RNA of Acromyrmex echinatior (Panamanian leafcutter ant), 1982 nucleotides long. RefSeq names its product Ubiquitin-like domain-containing C-terminal domain phosphatase 1 (gene Ublcp1). NCBI's taxonomy places the organism in Eukaryota, Metazoa, Arthropoda, Insecta, Hymenoptera, Formicidae. Gene Ontology annotation, biological process: regulation of proteasome assembly; protein dephosphorylation. Gene Ontology annotation, molecular function: protein binding; protein serine/threonine phosphatase activity. The record is from RefSeq and is a predicted model, not a curated record. Gene Ontology annotation, cellular component: nucleus.